Messenger RNA from Scomber scombrus (Atlantic mackerel), 3950 nucleotides. RefSeq names its product tousled-like kinase 2 (gene tlk2). Gene Ontology annotation, cellular component: nucleus. Gene Ontology annotation, biological process: peptidyl-serine phosphorylation; chromosome segregation; intracellular signal transduction. Gene Ontology annotation, molecular function: protein serine/threonine kinase activity; ATP binding. The record is from RefSeq and is a predicted model, not a curated record. NCBI's taxonomy places the organism in Eukaryota, Metazoa, Chordata, Actinopteri, Scombriformes, Scombridae. The coding region runs from base 694 to 2793 and encodes 699 amino acids. The transcript is spliced from 21 exons.
UUGUUUACAUUGCAAAAAACAUGAGAACCGAACCGAAUCGAUCCGGAUUCAGCUGAAACGCUUUUUUUUGUUGUUGUUGCAAAGAUCCACAACUUCCGAAACGGAUCUGUUUUCUCCCCCCCCCCUGCAGCGACGAAGAAAGACUGGGAGAAGAACUUUGUUUUGAUCGAGCUGACCCAAAAAAAUCAUCUGGGAGAAAAAGAUAGAAGAAGAAUAAGAGGAGGAGGAGGUGGUUGUGGUAGUAGUAGUAGAAGAUAUCAUUUAUAACUAGGUGGUGUGGGGGGUAAAAAAGGGAGAAUCUCGAGGGUCGCCAUUGUGUGUGGAAAACGAGAUACCCCGACACAGGCAACGGGGAGAGAUGGAUGUGAUGGGGAUCCCCGCCUAAGGAGCACAGAAAGGCGGGUGUUCUUUUGGUUUUUUGGGAUACUCGGAGUCCCCGAGGCCUCUGAGAGAGGAGGGGGGGAAGAGGGAUCCACUGCCGUCCGCCUCGAGCUCACAGCGUGCGCUCCAGUGUCCCCUCAUCUCAUCGUGGACAAUUAUCAACGCGAGGCACGAGGCUGUGCACGCGGCCUAGCCUGGGAGGGUCUGCAAAGUGCACCGGGGGGGGGGGGGACAACAGGGGGACGGCUUCAGGGUUAACAACUGGCCCCCUGUGGAUUGGAGGAGCGAGAAAAUAUAUAUAACUAUUACACCAUGAUGGAAGAAUUGCAUAGCCUGGACCCAAGGCGGCAGGAACUGUUGGAGGCUCGCUUCACUGGGGUCGGCGUGGCUAAGGGCUCGGGUCAAAAUCAGAAUGAAUCAUCCAAUCAGAGUCUAUGCAGUGUGGGCUCUCUGAGUGACAAAGAACUGGAGACACCUGAGAAAAAGGCAAACGAGCAGAGAGUAAGAAAGCGGAAAGCCGACCACUUUGACAGCAGCCAAGGUAAAGCAGGAGCAAGGGGACUUAAAAUUAGUGAUUAUUUCGAGUUUGCGGGAGGUAGCGGUCCUGGUACCAGCCCUGCAAGGGGGAUUCCACCAGUGGUCCGCUCUUCCCCACAACACUCCUUAUCCAACCCACCUGUCACGGUGCAGCAGGGAAGCCCUUCCUCCGUCAGCUCGGCCAACACAGAGCACUCGUCGUGUUCACUGAAGCCUAUUUCUCUUCACAUGCUCCACAAAGCCACACAGUCUGACCUUACUAUAGAGAAACUAACAGCAAUGGAGAACAACAAGAACUCCGACCUGGAGAAGAAGGAGGGACGGAUAGACGAUUUGCUGCGGGGAAACUGUGAUCUGAGGAGACAGAUUGAUGAACAGCAGAGAAUGCUGGAGCGAUACAAGGAACGCUUGAAUAAGUGUGUGACUAUGUCCAAGAAGCUACUGAUUGAAAAGUCCAAACAGGAGAAGAUGGCGUGCCGGGAUAAAAGCAUGCAGGACAGGCUUAGACUGGGUCACUUUACUACAGUGAGACAUGGUGCAUCUUUCACAGAGCAGUGGACGGAUGGAUACGCCUUCCAAAACCUUAUCAAGCAACAAGAAAGGAUCAACUCACAACGAGAGGACAUCGAACGGCAGAGGAAGCUGCUGGCCAAGCGCAAGCCGCCCUCCAUGGCCCAGACUCCGCCUCCAAGUCUGGAGCAAAACAAACGCAAAAGCAAGACCAACGGAGCAGAGAGUGAAGCGUUAUCACAGGCAGAGUACCACGAGCAAGAGGAAAUCUUUAAAUUAAGAUUAGGCCAUCUUAAGAAGGAGGAGGCUGAGAUCCAGGCGGAGCUGGAAAGGUUGGAGCGAGUGCGGAACCUGCACAUCCGCGAGCUGAAAAGGAUCCACAAUGAGGAUAAUUCCCAAUUCAAAGAUCACCCUACGCUAAAUGACCGAUACCUGCUACUUCAUUUACUUGGACGGGGAGGUUUCAGUGAAGUUUACAAGGCCUUUGAUUUAACAGAGCAGAGGUAUGCUGCAGUCAAAAUCCACCAGUUAAACAAGAACUGGAGGGAUGAGAAGAAGGAGAAUUAUCACAAACAUGCAUGCAGAGAAUAUAGAAUCCAUAAAGAGUUGGACCACCCACGAAUAGUUAAACUCUACGACUACUUUUCGCUCGACACUGACUCGUUCUGCACAGUCCUGGAGUACUGCGAGGGCAACGACUUAGACUUCUACCUGAAGCAACACAAGCUUAUGUCAGAGAAGGAGGGUCGCUCCAUCAUCAUGCAGAUUGUCAAUGCCCUCAAGUACCUCAAUGAGAUCAGACCACCCAUUAUCCACUACGACCUUAAACCUGGUAACAUCCUUCUGGUGAACGGCACUGCCUGUGGGGAGAUCAAGAUCACAGAUUUCGGCCUGUCGAAGAUCAUGGAUGAUGACAGCUACAACUCAGUGGACGGGAUGGAGCUCACGUCACAGGGAGCGGGGACAUACUGGUACCUGCCACCUGAGUGCUUUGUGGUUGGGAAGGAGCCGCCCAAAAUCUCCAACAAGGUGGAUGUGUGGUCUGUGGGAGUCAUUUUCUACCAGUGUUUGUAUGGCCGCAAGCCCUUCGGCCACAACCAGUCCCAGCAGGACAUCCUGCAGGAGAACACCAUACUGAAAGCAACAGAUGUGCAGUUUCCUCCUAAACCAGUAGUCACACCUGAAGCUAAGGCCUUUAUAAGGCGCUGUCUAGUCUACCGUAAAGAGGACCGCAUCGACGUGCACCAAUUGGCCAGUGACCCCUUCCUCAUGCCCCACAUCCGCAAGUCGGUGGCCUCCUCGGGCACCUCGGGCAUGGCGGUGGCCUCCACAUCCAGCUCCUCUAACAGCAGCGCCUCAAACUGAGCCCACACCCCUUAACAGACUGACUGAACUGUUUUUGUUUUUUGAAAGAGUGGGACGGGGUGGGAGCGACGCCAAUAUUGUGUGCCCCCCCCCACCACCUCCCAACAGCAUCCUACCUUGCCACGAAGAGCCUAAGAGAAUCUGGUCAGAAGACGGGCAAGGGGGUGUCGGUGAGAAGUCAUGGACGGGGGUUUGGUGAAGGGAGGCUCGCGUCACCCAUCAUCCCUCUCAUGUCCACCCACCCCAGCCUACCUGCGUUGUUCUGGGGGUCAAAGCCCUGGACGACUCACACAGCGAAGGGUGAGGUUUUGGCACUGUGUUGGUGAAAAGUGGGGUCCAGUGUUUCUUUUUUUGGGGGGGGAUUUUUUCUUUUCUGUUUUAAAAAAAAAAGAGAAAAUUAUAAAAGAAGUAUAGAACUGCUUCAGCUUGGCCAGAUGGAAAGGACUGCGGAAGGCCUCAUACCGAUACGCACUCACACACACGUACACUCAUGCAUGAGCCGUUCUGGUCCCCAGGUAGUCUCAACUCCCCAAAAUCAAACAUUUAGUUUGUUCUCAUCUCCCUGAACUCAAACCGAGAGAACCAGUCCGGCCUUGUUUAUUGUAUUGAACUCUAAAUAUCUGCGGCACUAUGUCAUCCAUCUUGGUGUUCUGGGAUCCCCCUCCCACCCUCCCCUGCCCCGCUUAAAAAUUCCAGAGCCAGAUAGUUUUGCGACGAGGAGGGAACAGAAGCUACUAACCCCUGUUACCCCCUACUGCCCUCCCAUCUCCUCGUCAAACUCCUGUGACCAAAGCUUAUAACUUCCAGCUGGUGGCAGUGUUCCACCUCCAGUUUUUAUAAUGAAUGGUUUUAGAGUCGUGUUACUUGAUAUGGAGUGGAAGCUGUUGAGGAAGGACCCCUUUUACAUUUUUUUAAGAAAACUUUUCAAUUUUACCAGUUUUAUGGAGAAAACUGUUGUGUUUUUUGAAGUUGCCUUUAAUUAGAACUGUUAUUGUUUUUUGAUUGACCCCCCUCCCCUCCACUCCCCCUUCCCCUCUCCUUGACCAUAAACACACAUAUUUAUUUAGGUAUGUUUGAAUUUAUUUUUGGCCAAUAAAAUGCAAGGGACUGGUUGUCCUAAUAGUACUGUCGGGGGGAGAUUGGGCCUUAGCAGAGAA